Messenger RNA from Vespula pensylvanica (western yellowjacket), 6569 nucleotides. It is a transcript of the gene Pdk1, whose product is annotated as 3-phosphoinositide-dependent protein kinase 1. The record is from RefSeq and is a predicted model, not a curated record. Gene Ontology annotation, molecular function: ATP binding; protein serine/threonine kinase activity. NCBI's taxonomy places the organism in Eukaryota, Metazoa, Arthropoda, Insecta, Hymenoptera, Vespidae. Bases 418 to 2691 code for a protein of 757 amino acids. The transcript is spliced from 4 exons. Gene Ontology annotation, biological process: peptidyl-serine phosphorylation; intracellular signal transduction.
AACGAUCGAUUCUGUUCUUUCCGUCCGUCUCGAAAGGCAAUAAUUUUUCGAAAAGGAGAAAGAUCGUCGUAGAGGAAACAUAAAGGAGCGAGACGAGGAAAGGGGGAAAAAAGUUGGCGGAGCGGAGGUAUAGCAAUUGGAUGCAACGCUCGAGGAAUCCGAGAACCGACCGGAUGCAACGCCAGAAUGGGAAUGCGAGGCAACGCGCGCGCCGCAAGAGUCCGUUACUCGUAUCGGGUAUUUCCGAGAACACGACUAUAAACAAACAAACACACGGAGAGCGAGAGCGAGCGCGAGAGGGUCGGAGGGAGAGAGGAAAGAGAGAAGAUAGGAAAGGGAGGUACGCAGAGUGCGCGCGCGUUCAUUCGCGCGUGCCCUACCUUCCAAGGCGAGAGAGCGCACUCUGCGAGCCCGAAGAUGGUAGGGGUGACAGGGAGUGGGGAUAGUGGCGCCGUCGCUCCGACUAUCCCCGCCGGGGCGCCGACGCAUGCGCGCCGACCGAAAUUCCCCUCCUUCUUACCGCAACUAACCGUAUGGACUUUUUCCCCUCGAACGGUCAAAUUCGAACGCGAACUCGUCGCCGCGCCAAUAAACAAUUCCGAAUGUUUAUCCGUCCUCGCGAUAGUAGGCCGACGUCGACGGGCGUGCCGGAUCGUUAGCCGAUGGACUCUCUUUCCUUCUCCUUCCAUCCUCGACUACGUUCUUCGCUGCCUUUCCGACUCGUCCUUUUCUUUUUUUUACGUCGUUACGAUCGACAACGACGAGGAGGAGGAAAGAGAUUCGAGGCGUAGUCCUUCGUUGCGAUUUUCGCACUCGACCACAGCGCGUGUGGCGAACCAGGCGCUUACCGUUUCGCCACAGCCGGCAGUAACGGUGGAGGGGCCGGUGUCCAAAAUGUCUCCACCGACGAACGACGUGACCAACGGUGUAGUGGCGCCAGCAGCCACCUUGGCGCCCCGAGUUCCUACGAACCCUUCGCUCACCACCGUAAAUCCGCUCACGCACAAGCGCACUCCGAAGGAUUUCAUCUUUGGCAAGGUGAUCGGCGAGGGAAGCUUCUCCACCGUUUACCUCGCCAAGGAUAUCCAUACCAGCAAGGAGUACGCGAUAAAAGUGUGCGACAAGCGUCACGUCAUCAAGGAGAAAAAGACCGAGUACGUGAAACGCGAGAAGGAGGUGUUGAACAUGCUCGCGACGGCGAAACACUCGUUCGUGCGUUUGUUCUGCACCUUCCAGGACAUGGAAAGACUCUAUUUCGUCCUAUCGUACGCGAAAAACGGCGAGCUUCUACCUUAUAUCAAUAAGGUUGGCUCCUUCGACAUCGAAUGUACCAAGUUCUACUCGGCGGAGAUCCUGCGUGGUCUCGAAUACCUUCACGGUCUCGGUAUCAUUCAUCGCGAUCUCAAGCCGGAGAACAUACUUUUGGACGAGAAGAUGCACCUGCUCAUUACCGAUUUCGGCAGCGCUAAAAUCCUCAAAGAUCCGGAGACCCCGCAAGUGAUGGGACCUCCGGCGGAUGACGCUCAACAACAGCAGCAGCAGCAGCAGCAGCCGCAACAACAGCAACAGCAGCAGGGUCGCAAGGAACGCAGAGGUUCCUUCGUCGGCACCGCGCAAUACGUCUCACCGGAAUUACUGACGGACAAAACGGCGAGCAGAGCGUCGGAUCUUUGGGCGCUCGGCUGCAUCGUCUACCAGAUGGUCGCCGGUUUGCCGCCGUUCCGUUCGCGGAGCGAAUACUUGAUAUUCCAAAAGAUCUUGAAGCUCGAGUACGAAAUACCCGAUGGCUUCUGCGAGUUGGCCAAGUCCCUCGUCAGUCGUCUUCUCGUGCUCGAACCCAACGAAAGACUCGGCGCUCAGGACGAGCACGGCGCCGGUUAUCCCAGCAUUCGUGCUCAUCCCUUCUUCGAGGGUGUCGACUUCGAGACCCUUCACGAACAAACGCCUCCGCCGAUUUAUCCCUAUUUGCCCGGCACGUCGGAGCACGAGGAACUCAGGUCGCAGUACAGAGUUCCGGACCAUCUCGAGCCCGGGCUCGACGACAAGCAGCUAACGAGACUUCUCGGUCUUGGCAUCGGCGAGGACGACGACGACGACGAUGACGACGACGACGACGACGAUGACGAGGAAGACGACGAACGCGAGAACGAGAACAACGCGGACAACAGUGCCGAACCUAGCGCCAACGAGCCGAGCAAACGAACCAUCGACAAGCCCGCUCGACGCGCUGCUGUACUUGCCGCCGCCGCCACCGUUGCCGAGAGACAACCGAGAAAGACCAGGACCUCCGGAACCGAAAGCAACAUCGCCGAUCUCACGCCCGAGGAGAUCAGAAACCGAUUGGAGAAGCAACGCGCGUCCAGUCAGUGGGACGUCUUCGUCGAGGGCAAUCUCAUCUUGAAGCAAGGAUUCGUCAACAAGAGAAAGGGCCUCUUCGCUAGACGGAGAAUGCUCCUGCUCACGACCGGACCUCACCUAUAUUACGUCGACUCUGUCAAUAUGGUGCUCAAGGGUGAGAUACCCUGGAGCCCCGAACUCAGGGUCGAGCCCAAGAACUUUAAGAUUUUCUUUGUCCAUACUCCAAACAGGACGUAUUAUCUCGAAGAUCCCGAGGGAUUCGCAUUAGAGUGGUGUAGAGCUAUCGAGGAGAUGCGAGUCCAUUGUUACGGCCUGCAGGAAUCCACCGCUUAAGAAAAAAGUUGUCCGAGAGCAAUGACCACGACUCGAUCGCGAUACCCGUCCGAGAAGACGACGGUAGAGAUUCGAUAAUUUCAUCUUUUCGAAUUUUGACGUUAUAUAGGAAAGAAUUUGUUACAUGUAUAUAUAUAGACACGUAGGAAGACAUCGUAGGGACCGAUAGAUGUCGCUUCUACUUUAGUAAAGAUACUCUAGAUCGUUUGGUCGUUUCCCCCUCGAUUCUCGAGGGAUCUUCUUAAAGUUAGGUAAAUUAUCGUUGCAAGAGGCAGUGACAAGCUGCUUCGAGACACGAAGGGUAGAGCGAAUUGUUUAGGGACAAGUAUUUGCGAAGCCGCAUCGGUCGUUCAUCGAUGUAACGUGAAUGUGACGCGGCGUCGUGCGAAGCUUUAGGAAAAUUCUUUACAAAGUAUUUAUAGUCGAAAUUUCUAUUUAACGAUUAGAAGAGAAGUGGCUCCGAGGAAAGGUCGGAUGAGAGUGUAGAAUUAAGAGACGAUGUUUACAGCGGAUCGACGAAAUAGAAAAGGAAAAACGUUGGGAGGAGUUUAGACACAGACCACCACCACCACCACCACCCCUUCGCAGCUUUAAUAAUAUCGCUUAUUUUUCUUACGUUAGCCGAGAAACGAUCGGUCGAACUUGCCUGCGUAUCCGAUUUUUUUUUAUUCUUAUUUUUUUUUCUUUUUUGUCUCUUUCUCUUUUUUCGUCUCCCUAUGGUACCUGUCUUGUAAAUACAAAAGAACCAUUUCACUCGAAAAGCAGGGCAAAGACUUUGCGAAGCGAGGAUGCAUGCCUAUGCAUCCCCAUUAUACAUAUAUUUAGAAUUAAUAAUUAGCGUAAUUCGUAAGUACAAAACAGUGUGUGUUCUCGUCGCGUCGUCAUCGAUCCGCUUCUCCUCGGGUUUUUGCUCUUGUUCCGUUUUCUCGUCGCGACCAUUUAAUCGGGCCCUCGCGGAUUUUGAAGAAAAAGAGAAAAAAGACAAAAGAAAAAGAAAAACGGCAGUUCGGGAACGCUAAGAACGAAAAUCGUGUGGUACGUCGACGUAGAGCAGGGUGGGCUUGCGUCGACAAAAGUUGAAGAGAGCACUGAUAAACGAUGAUUUUCUCCUACCGCGAAGAUAUGGAUACGGGAAAAAUCGAACGCGAUCCUAUUUAGAUUAAAUAGAUAAUCUUGUUUUUUCGCCUAGCUUUAAGAAACAAAUAGGUAAUUAUAAUAUAUUUAGAGAAAGCGCACCGAAAUUCGCUCUUACUCGCGUGCGUCGGUAUAACUUAUUUUCCUUCGCGUUAAGCCAAUCAUUAUCGUUAUCUCAUUAUUCGCUAUUAUUAUUGCUAUUAUUAUUAUUAUCAUUAUUACUAUUACUAUUACUAUUAUUAUUAUUAUUAUUAUUAUUAUUAUUAUUAUUAUUAUCAUCAUUAUCAUUAUGAUCAUCGUCAUCAUCAUUAUCAUCAUUAUAAUUGUAUACCUUUUAAUAACUCUAGAAUGCAUUAUUAACGCUCUUGUUAACUACUACGUAGCCGUAUGUAUUAUAGUAUCGCCGAUAUAAGUAUUGUUUCCUCGUAUGUUUAAAAAUGCGGACUUUUUCGUUUAUUUAUUAUAGAAGAAGCGUAUUCGUCCUACGUUAUUUAUUUUUCUCUUAGUUCUUUUUUGUUCUUUUUUUUUCGUUCCAUCUUUUCUUUCAUUCGGUUUUUCUUUUUUUCGUAUUUCAAAAUAAGAUUUAAGAAGUCUGUAUAGAUGUUACGUAUUAGUUAUAUUACCGCUACUAUCACUGCGACUAUUACUACUAUUAAUGCUAUUACCAAUUAUUAUCGCUACUAUAAUACCGCGUUGAAUAUUGUAUAUAAGUGUGUGUAUAUAUCUUUAUAUAUAUAUUAUUAUAUAUAUAUAUAUCCUCUCUAGUAAUCGCGUAUAUGUACACACGUAUAGAUGGUAGAAACAAUACGCGUGCGUGUAUAAACCCAUUACAUCGUCAUUGUAAAGUUAGAAACUUGUAAAUAUAUUUCGCGACGAUCGUCUAGUAGGAAUCGGGAUGAAUCGCCUCGUUUCUUCGGCUUAGAAUCGUACGACCAAAUUCCUUGAUACUGUGUAUUAUACACUUGUACAUUAUCAUUAUCUAUACGCAUUGUAUAUAUAUAUACACACACGUACGCACUUGUCGCGUGUAUAUAUAUAUACACUCAUACAUAUAUAUAUUUAUAUAUAUAUAAAAGUAAUAUUACGCGCGAUAUUUAUGAGAAUGUGAAUAUAUAUAGUUAGUUAGACAAUUUGUGUACAAAAGAAAUUCUUAGGCUUAGGAUACGAAAAUUAGGAUAGAAUUCGUUGACGCCACUUGCCGCGGCGAGAGAGGCUCGAAAAUAAGGAAUUUGAUCGUACGUGCGUUUAUUCAGUCUAUUUUUCGUUAUUGAAAAAUUCAAUGUUAUAACAGUGGGAGUGCGCGUAAUGGUCGACUUCCUCGCGAGCAUAGAUUUAAACAGGGUAUAUAAAAAUAGAGAGAACUGCGCGGAAAGCGAAAAGAACGGAUGUAAGGUCGAAUUUCGUGGAGCAGGGACCGUGGCUCGAUGUGUUCGAAAUAAUGGCGGUUCUUCUUUUAGAUCCGGCAUUGUCCUCGCGCCCAGUGGCUCUUUCCAAAGUGACCGCUUUUGGUGGGCUACGUACGGUGCGAGCGGACCAAGAAAAAUGGAAUUUUGUUCCCGCGAAUUUCCUCCUCCGCGUUCUUUUCUUCAUUUUCGCCUCUUUCUCUUUCCUAGUUGCGCGACUUUUCUUUCUCGCGAGGACGUUUUCCUCUUUUCCAUUUAUUUUUUAUUUUUCUUUAAGUCUUUAUCCUUGCGUGUUCGUUUCUUAUUCAUUUUGUUUUUAUUAUCGUGCUCUCUCACCCCUCUCUCUCUCUCUCUCUCUCCCGAUCGAUCGAUCGAUCGAUCGAUCGAAACGAGGUGUUGUAGAUACGUUAAACGUGAAAAUUCAGACAUUCGCGGCAUAUACCAAAGCGCGAUAACGCAGCGUUAUUCCGCACGCGUUCUUUACGCCCAGCUGCAUCUUGUUUCUCUACGUUUUAUGUAGACCGCGCUAAAGCUUUAGUAGGCGUAAAGGAGAGCGUGUACGCGAGGAAAAAACGAGGUGGUUCGUCGGAUCAAUCGUCGAUAUGUGUUAGGCGAAAAGUUUGGUGGAUCUUCGAAGUCGUAAUUCGGAGAUCAUGGUAUCGAGAUUCCUAUGUGCUUCGAGCGGCGUCGUAUCCAGUUUUCCUUUUGUAUUAUAUAGUUCUAAUUAAAGAAAAUGUAUUCGCGAAUCGACGCGAAGCGAUGCCAGCUCGAAGACGCCUCUCAGCGCGCGACGAGUUCAAAGGAAAAUACAAAAUUCCUAGGUAAUUUAACUAAUUUAUGUAUAAUACGCACGUAUUGGUGCGUAUGUAGAGAGGAGACGAAUACUUAAAAGAAAAAAAAAAAAAAGAAAAUCAGUGGUGUAAAUUUGUGUUCACGGAUUAUCUUUUCCGUGAGCCACGCAAGCAAUAACAGGCAAGGCCUUGCGAACGUUAAAAUGCCUACUGUUUCGAUGCGAUAGAAACGCUUCAAACUAUUCAUUGCAGUAUUACUAAAUGUAUACAGAUUUUAAGACGACACACGAUCGACACACUUCACACAUCGGGUCCUACGUGCGUACUCGAUCAUACUUAUUACUCACACACGCAAUCGCAUACACACACACACACACACAACACCUACCUAUAUACCUACCUUUCAUGCACUUCAAACACACACUCGUACACGCAAAGUUCUAGACACAGGAUAAGGAUGAAGACUGUAAAUAGUUAGCACGUAAUUGAUAUUAUAGGCGACGAAACCUAUUAACAUCAAAUUUAUUUAUAGUAAAUUUUCCGAAACAUA